AUAAAACAGAAGGAAUAAAACAAACAACCGCAGCACUUAAGUUAAAAUACAUCCAAUGCAUGGGUCUCACCCCGUCUGGCUAUACUGUAUCUGUGUUUUUAUUAUUCAUAUACAGCAAUAUAGAACAUUUAUGAUAUUUUCGACGACUGUUACAUUUUUUGGCAAAACAUUUCGUCGUAAAGUAUUGAUUGAUACAUUAAGAAAGUUGUAGGAACAUUCUGCUUUUAAUUAGUGUGAAGUUUUAUUAUCCAGACGUUUGUACUGGAACUUUAAUAUUCCAACAAAUACACUAUCAGUUUCACAGUCUGAUAUAUAUAAAUGUCUAUAUCAACUGGAGAGAGGUUGUCCAUUUUGUCUAGUACUUCAUUUACAAGGAAGUUAGGAAGGUCGCUUUUUAUCUUUCACUUUUGGUUUACUGCCGGAGUUGAGAGUUACAGGACAACAACUUGUAGCGCAGAAUGUCUGGUAUUUUAUCUUUGUUGAUUUUGCGUUUUUAAUAUUAAAACGUAAUGGCGAUGAAAACGUACUCGCUGCUUUUAGAAGGUCUACCCGAUGACUUCGGUUGUGUCAGGUCGAAACUGGAUUUGUACUUCAAAAAUAAAAGAAAAUCGGGAGGAGAAGUGUUGGAAAUCAGACAUCACCCCGAAGACAGACGAGCAGCUGUGCUGGUCUAUCUGGAGGAAGAAGUGAAAAACAAGGUGCUGGAGAGAGGAACCCAUCGCGUGGAUCUGAAGACAUGGGGUACCGUAGAGCUACGUGUCAAGCCCCUACCGGAGACAGGUGGGGACCCCGGAGCGCCGCGCCUCCCCCGUCUGGAACCGGAGCGCCUGCAGGGCAGAAGUGCGGCAGUGUCCCGCACCGAGAGUCCCGGUGAUGAGGAACAACAUUCAGUUUGUCAAGCAGUCACAGAGCUGAAUUCCCUGUUGCUGAGCAGUGAUUCCCCGAUCGACGAGGAGAUCCUCCGGCUGUAUUUCGAUCAGUUCUCUGAAGACGUUGAAAUCGACAGGCUUGAGACAAACAGGUGGAUACUGAGGUGUGUUCACAAGGAAGAUCUGGAGAAAGUCCUCGCUCGGAAGGAGCACGCGGUGAGUCACACCACCGUGCGGGCGGAGCUGUACGAUGAGGAGGCCGAGGAGAGGCGGCUCGACCCCCGGAGGUUCGUCCUGAGGGGGUUCGGGGAGACCUGCCCGGCGGGGUUCGUUUCCGUCUAUCUCAACAGCUGUAGCAAAAGCGCAGCGCACUCCUGGGAGCUGCUGCCUGACGGCAUAGCUGUGACUUUCCAUGGGGGUUUAGAUGUUAAAUCUUUUCUGAAGAAGUGCUUCACAAAACACCUGCAGGGCAAUGCGAUCACCGUCACCCGGCUGGAAGUCACAGACUCAGUCCUGGUCCGAGGACAGAUGAGUGCCAUCACAGAAGACACCCUGCAGUUGUAUUUUUCCAACCCUAAAAGAAGUAAAGGAGGGAAAAUAAAAUCACUGAGAUGGUGUACAAAAGGAGAAAGCAUCAUUAUUGCUUUUGAGGUUGCUCAGGAUGCACAGCGAGUCUCUGAGCAACCACAUGUGUUAUGUGGGGUCAAGAUGACUGCCCACCUGUACUACAGCAGUUUAGGACAGGCUUUAACUGGACAAACCCCCCCACUGCCUAAUCUUCCUAGUAAAAUAACCAUCCCCAUGGAUCGACAGCUACUGGACUACAUUACGAGCAGGGCCAAGUGCACAGAAGAGUUUGAAAAAGCUUUAGGGGAGGUUUAUGCUAAGGUUCAUUUCGAGGGGUCCCCACAGCCUGAUCGGGUUGUGGUAGAAAUCACUGCUGAAAGCAACUCCCUCCUGCUGCACCGCCUUGCUCCCAGCUGGGAAAGGAAUGCCAGACAGACAGUACAUUCCCUUCUUGAUAAAUAUCGUAUAAUUCAGUUGAAAACAGAGACAGCGGUGUGGGAGAAAAUUAAGACCAAGUGCCUGAGCUGCAUUUCCCCUGACCUGAAUGUCCACUUUGAAAGCACCACGAGCUCAGUUGUGGUCCUCGGACUGCAGGAGGAGGUUCAAAGCCUUCAAAGAAAAGUAGAACUCCUGAUGAAGGAGGCAGGCGCAGAGCUGGAGGUAGAAAGGAACACUGUGGAAAGCAGGGUCAUGGGGGAUAGCGAAGAGGAGCUGGAUUUCUUGUGCAAUCUGGUUUUCCCUAAACUCGUGGAUAUCAAGCUUUCGAAAGACCAGUCUGCCUUGGCCUUGUGCUUGAAGGGCCACCGGGACAAAGUGAAACAGGCAGAGUCGCUCGUCAGCGAGACUCGGCAGAAGCUUGUCGCUCAGACUCUGAACCUCUCCGCCUGCCAAACCGAGUUUCUGAAGUCUCUGGACGUGAAGGAGUUUGUGCGGGAUCAUUUUGCCCGGAAUGGCAUCUCGGCCACAGUUCUGAGCCACAGGUCCUUCCAGGUCCUCGCUGAGAAGAAGGACAUCAAGAGAGCUGUGGAGAAAGUGCAGGAGUCUGUGACAGAGGAGAUCAUCAGGCUCACUUCGGACCAAGCUCAAGUCGCCAAGACUGAAAAGUGGGAGCAGUUUCUCGGCGAACUUAAAGCAGAGGUGGGAGGCUGUGUGAGGAUCGCACAAGCAGAUAUGCAGAUCUCAAUAUGUGGAUAUGCAAACCUGGUGGCUGAUGCUGCAAAGAAGCUGAAGGGAUACUUGGACAACAAAAUGCCUGCUACGGAAGUCAUCCCACUCAACUCUGCGCACGAGGUGGAAUUCGCCGAUGCUUACAUGAAGUUACCUGACAAUCCUGAAAUCAAGGCCCUGGCUGUCACCAUCCUGCCGCUGCGCGCGCCUGCUGCCCCCUGCUUGAAGGUCACGGCAGCGGCCGAGCACAUCCGAGGCGCGGUGGCCGCCGUGAGGAAGCAGAUCGCCGUGGUCGUGUCAGCGAAGCACGUCUACGGGGGAGCAGGGGAGUCCCGAGCGCUGGCGAAGCACGAGGACUCGCUGCGGGCCCGGGCCAAGGAGCUGGGGUGCGCGCUGUGGCUCUCGGUGCAGCCCGCCAGCAAGCCCAGCUCCGGCCCGCCUUGCGGCGUCAGGAUAGGCGGUGUGGUUGACCUGUCCGUGCGGCAGGGCGCCGUGGCGGGGCAGCAGGCGGACGCGCUGGUGUGCCCUGUGAACGGCAGCCUGGCCUUCGACAACCCCGUCGCCCGGGAGCUGCUCGCCGCCGGGGGGCCUCGGGUUAAGGACCCCUGUGACGACCUCCUGAAGACCAGGCAGGCUCUGCGUGCUGGAGAGGUGGUGCCCUCCAGCCCCGGCAAUCUGCCCUCCAAAGUCCUCCUGUUGGCCGUGCUGCCCGUAUGGGGCAAGUGCAACUGCGCGGGAGUGGGGGGCCAGCCCCUGGAGAGCGCCUUCCUGCACACGGCGGUCCUGCGGUGCCUCCAGCUGGCCGAAGAGAGGCGGUGCAGCUCCGUCGCCCUGCCGGCGCUGGGGUGCGGCGGCUUCGGCUUCCCCGCGGCCGAGAGCGCCAGGGUGGUCAUGGGGGCCGUGCUGGCGUUCUGCGACCGCGAGCGGGAGGCCGCGCGCCACCUGAGGAGCGUCAUGGUGGUGGAGUCAGACAUCCGGAACGUCGAGGAAUUUCAGAGUGUCGCCAAGGCAAUGGGGCAGACUGGUAGAGCAUCUAUGGGCAAAAGAGCACCUUCCCUUCCUGCGAUUUCAGCAACUCUGUACAGGAAGUCAACCCUUCAUCCCCACCUGCUGAGCGCUGCCCCGAGUGUCAGUGUCGGAGGUGUAACAGUUACUCUCCAGAAGGGAGACAUUACCAGAGAGACCGUGGAUGUGAUAGUGAACUCGACUAACAGCUCUCUGGACCUGAACACUGGUGUCUCUGGGGCCAUCCUGAAAGCUGCCGGGAAGUCUGUAGUCGAAGAAUGUGCUAAACUAGGCGCCCAGCCGGCGGACGGGGUGGUGAGCACGGCGGCGGGGCAGCUCCGGUGCCGGCACAUCGUGCACAUGGUGGGCCCCACCACCGCCGCGGGCAUCGCCGCGUCGGUGGAGAGUGCCGCGCAGGAGUGCGAGCGCAGGAGCGCUGCCAGCGUCUCGUUCCCGGCCGUCGGGACAGGUCGAGGAGGCAUCGGGCACAAAGAGUCCAUCGAAGCGAUGCUGAAGGGGCUGGAACAGCACUUCUCCAAGACAGGCUCAACCAGCAUAAAGUCUGUGCGCGUCAUCGCCUUUGAGCAGCCGGUUUACGACUCGUUCCGAGAUUACUUUGCCCAAAGAGGCCAGAAGCUCCCAGGGAAUGCGAAGGCAGGCCCCCAGUCUCCCAGUGCUGGAGCACAGAGUCUUUCCACACAGCUCUCCGCAAGCCAAGGACACCUGAAUGUAACCUCUACACAAUUCCCUUCUCAAGUAAAAGUCUGCAACGUUACAGUGGAAGUCAAGAAAGGAGAUAUCACCUGUGAAUCUGUUAGAGGGAUUGUCAAUUCUACAAACAAAGAACUGAACUUAAUGGGAGGAGUUUCAGGUGCUAUAUUCAAAGCCGCUGGAAGUUCAGUCAUAGAGGAAUGUAAAGCAUUUGGGCCGCAGUCCGAAGACGGGGUGGUGGUGACCGGCGGCGGGGCGCUGCACUGUGACCUCGUCCUUCACAUGGUGGGGCCCAAGUCCCCAGCAGCUGUCCGGGCGCAGGUGGAGAGGGUCCUCCAGGAGUGCGAGAGGAGGGGCGUCAGCACUGUCUCCUUCCCUGCUGUUGGCACUGGCAGAGGUGGGCUGCAGGCGGGGGAUGUCAUUGCCGCCAUGCUGCAGGGGUUUGAGGACCACUUGUCCCGGCACAGCCCCUCCGUCCUGAAGCUGAUCUACAUCGUUGUGGCACAGGACAGCAUUCUGAACGACGUCUUGAAAGGGCUGAAGCAGUGGGUCCUGAAGACACUGGUUGUUUCUGGUGCUUUAGACAGUGACAGCUCUGAGUCGGCGACUGAAGAUGAAGAUGAUGGCUCCUCCCCAGCAGUGAACAGUAUUGAAAUACUGAUUGGACGGAUAAAGGUGAGGGCAGUGUGUGGUGACAUUACCAAGGAGCGGACUGAUGCCAUUGUGAGCAGCACCACAACCACCCUCGAUUUAAACACAGGGGUGUCUGCGGCCAUCCUCAAAGCCGCAGGACAGUCGGUGGUGGACGAGUGCACAGCUCUCGGAACUCUGCCGAGUGACGGCUUUGCAUUUACCGGAGCUGGAAAACUGCCAGCUAAGCACAUCGUGCACAUGGUGGGGCAGACAACAGAGAGCGCCAUCACCGUGUCCAUGUGCAAAGUGCUGAAAGCCUGCGAAGCCAAGAAGAUUCAGUCGGUAUCUUUUCCGGCACUCGGAACAGGAGCGGGAAAUUUAGGGGCAGCUCAAGUGGCCUCUGCCAUGAUAGAUGCCGUGGGUCUCUUCGCUCUUGAGCACUAUAAGCCUUCGCUGAACGUGAUCCGUCUGGUGAUAUUCCAGCCCGGGAUGAUGCCGGAGUUUGAACAGGUCAUGAAACGUUUUAAGAAAGUCACUCCUCAGCCCAAGCAGCACGCGCAUGUUAAUCCUUCGCUGAGAAAAGCCCCUGCCAUCGUGCCCCACACCAGCCUGGGCAGCCUGGCCGAGCUGGUCACACACCCCGUCGCCACGGUCGAGGUGUGUGGAGCGUCCAGACAGGCUCUCGCCCAGGUGAAGAGGUGCUUGGACGAGCUGCUCGCAGGAGAGUGCAGCAGCCAGGAAGUGGAUGCCACGCACCUGGACUCCCUGCUGGAGCAGGAGAAGCAGGAGAUAGCCUCCCUGAGUAGGAGGCACGAGGUCAGACUUGAGGUAGGGGCUGGCAAGCUGACCGUGACUGGGAAGACGGACGAUGUUCUGACAGCGGUGCUGGAGAUCAGCGGGUUCUUCCAGAAGGCCAAGGAGCGAGAAAACGCGGCGCAGGACCGAGAGAGGAUGAAGAACAUUGUCCGCUGGGAGGUGGUGAAAUCUGGCACGACGACAGCCCUCGACGCGCACAUCAAUUACGAGCUGGAACUGGCCUACCAUAAGGAGAAAAGGCACGUGUACAGGAGCAACGCCGAGACGUUCACGGUGGAUUUCGUCAGCAUGCAGCAAACGGACAGCAAGGGAAAUGUUCUCAAAAUCAAAAGGACCACUCUGACCGAUUCGGAGACAGCCAUCAUCGAGCUUCCCGUGACAUGGACUGAUAUGAAGGGAAAAGAUAUGGAAAUAAUUAUGCUUUCGGCGAAAUCUGAGGAAUUCUGCAAAAUAUCAAAGGAGUUUGUGAUAUCCAGCAAAGCAGCUGUACAAAAGUCAAAGAAGACUGUGGAAGUGGUAAAGAUUGAGAGAAUUCAGAACCGGGAGCAGUGGCAGAGGUACGCCGUCAGGAAGCAGGCGGUCGACAGGAAAUACCCCACCCAGGCGAAUGAGAGGAUACUUUACCACGGGACCACGCAGGAUAUCUGCCAGAAAAUCAACAGAACCGGCUUCAACAGAAGCUUCUGUGGGAGAAACGCUACAAAGUUCGGACAAGGAACGUACUUUGCCAAAGAGGCCUAUUACUCCUGUGAUGACACCUACUCCAACCCGGAUGAGCAGGGCUACAAAUACAUUUACAGGGCCAGAGUGCUGACAGGAAAACUCUGCCAAGGUCACGAAGACAUGAAGGAACCGGCGCCCGUCAACGCCGGCGAUCCCUGCUCCGACCUGUGCGACUGCGCUGUGGACAAAAUGGCAUCCCCCUUUAUAUUUGUCAUAUUUUGCGACUUUGGCGCUUACCCAGAGUACCUCAUAACGUUUAAAGUCGUUUGAAAGCCUAUGCCUAUCCGCACAGCACAAAAGUCCAGUUUUUCUUUUUACACGCUUACCGAAGUGCUUCUGUUAAAGUUGACAUCUUGUUACUUUAUUUCUCACUCUUAACUGUUAACAAGCCUCUAGCUUUCACUGUACAAGUCUACACUCUGAUUGUCUUAGGAGGUACAGGCUAGUCGCAAUUUCUCAGGGGCAACAAUAUUCUUCAGCACCCAGUUUUACAUCAUUAAAUGUUAGCCUGUUUUAAAAGAAACUGCAUUUUUUUAGCUUUUCACAUAUAGACUAGCCACCUGCUUUGAGGCUCAGUUUUAAAAAAAUUGUCCUGAACAAACUCACCCAGGGCAGCAGAAACAAGCUGCUAUAGACCAUCCAUAGGAUUUCUGAUCUUAUACUGGGUAUGUUAACCGGCAAUAAUUUUUCUAAUUUUCUAAGUGGUCUGUAAUUCAAAGCACUAAAGCCUGUACAACAUUUGGUACUGUAGUUUUUGAAACUAAUUUUAUGAACUGCAUUAACCAUUUUUAUGUUGAUUCAGGAAGAACUUCAUUUGUGCCUCUGCAAAAUUCAAGUGCACAGCAUUGAAUCUCGAGUCAGUUCUGAUCACAGAAAUCUCAGCUGCUGUUGGCUACUCAUGGCUCUGUGCUACUGUUAAGACUGAAAUCUCAGGUAUGCAAGAUUAUGACAAUAAAAAGAGAAAAAAAUGUUUGCCAAUAAAUUUUUCAAGAGCCUAUUUGCAGUGAAAUGCAGAGCAACAUCUGCCACUGACAAAAGCAAGAACCAAUUAGUUAUGACCAGUAGUUACAAUCAUGACAAACCAUUGCAUUUCAAACCUCACAUUAGCCGGGCA
Molecule: messenger RNA, 7605 nt
Organism: Lepisosteus oculatus (spotted gar)
Lineage: Eukaryota; Metazoa; Chordata; Actinopteri; Semionotiformes; Lepisosteidae
Gene: parp14rs3
Product: poly(ADP-ribose) polymerase family member 14-related sequence 3
Biological process (GO): negative regulation of gene expression; protein poly-ADP-ribosylation
Cellular component (GO): cytoplasm; nucleus
Molecular function (GO): transcription corepressor activity; NAD+ poly-ADP-ribosyltransferase activity; NAD+-protein mono-ADP-ribosyltransferase activity
Source: RefSeq, a predicted model, not a curated record